CGCCGCCACCCAGCUGCCGCCGCUGCUCGGACGCAGGCGGGGCAGAGCCUGCCCGAAUUCCCAAAAUGAGCUGAUUAUUCGCUUCCUCCGCUGCAGAUUCUGGGCGGCAGGAGGCAGCCAGGCCCCUUCGAGGCUGGCCCGGAGGGGCCAGCGGCCUCCCUUUUCCCGGCUUUCUGGAAUUCAGUUCAGUGAGAGGAGGAGCUCAGGGCUUUUUUCCUGGGAUCUGCUUCAUCUUUGGCCUUAGCCUUCAGGUUUCGAUCAGCCUUUCCAAUACACGCAUCUGGUGAAUGGUUUUCCAGAAAUAAGCCCAUCUGGAUCUCGGAAAGUCGGCUCACUCAAAUUCCAGUGUUUAGCCGGAAAUGAACUUGUGGACACGUCAUAAGCCUAAAUCCCUUGCCCACCCAUCCCCCUACUGCCCCCUCCCAGGCCCGCGGCUCGUGAGAGGUAGCAAAUGAGGGAAAACUGGUGUAAAGUGGGCAUAUUUUAAAUUACGCUCUACGCUCUCUGCAGCCGUGGAUGGCUGAUGGAAUUUUGAGCUCAUGAGGCUAACUAAUCCUUUGGCACCCAGGCUUUUGGAAGAUGCUCAUGGUGGCAGUGUGCAUGGCCCUUCUGGGCUGCCUGCAGGCCCAGGAGCUCCAGGGACAUGUCUCCAUAAUCCUGCUGGGGGCAACUGGGGACCUCGCCAAAAAAUACUUGUGGCAGGGACUAUUCCAGCUCUACCUGGAUGAGGCAGGGAAGGGCCACAGUUUCAGCUUCCAUGGGAGUGCUCUGACGACCAGCAAGAAGGGCCAAGAGUUCAUGGCCAGGGUCCUGGAGUCCCUCUCCUGCCCCAAGGACAUGGCACCCGGUCGCUGUGCUGAGCUCAAGGAUCAGUUCCAGCAGCUGAGCCAGUACCGCCAGCUGAAGACGAGUGAGGACUAUUUGGCUCUGAACAAGGACAUUGAGGCACGAGUCCAACAUGAAGGCCUCCGGGAGGCUGGCAGGAUUUUCUACUUCUCGGUGCCGCCCUUCGCCUACGCAGACAUUGCCCGCAACAUCAACAGCAGCUGCCGUCCAGGCCCAGGCGCCUGGCUGCGGGUUGUCCUUGAGAAACCCUUUGGCCAUGACCACCUCUCAGCCCAGCAGCUGGCCACAGAACUUGGUAGCUUUUUCCAAGAGGAGGAGAUGUACCGGGUGGACCAUUACCUGGGCAAGCAGGCUGUGGCUCAGAUCCUGCCUUUCCGAGACCAGAACCGCAAGGCCUUGGACGGCCUCUGGAACCGGCACCACGUGGAGCGGGUGGAGAUCAUCAUGAAAGAGACGGUAGAUGCAGAAGGUCGCACUAGCUUCUAUGAGAAGUACGGCGUCAUUCGCGACGUCCUGCAGAACCACCUGACGGAGAUCCUCACCCUCGUGGCCAUGGAGCUGCCCCGCAACAUCAGCAGCUCGGAGGCUGUGCUGCAGCACAAGCUUCAGGCCUUCCAGGCCCUGCGGGGCCUGCAGAAGGGCAGCGCUGUCUUGGGCCAGUACCAGGCUUACAGCGAGCAGGUGCGCAGAGAGCUGCAGAAGCCAGACAGCUUCCACAGCCUGACGCCAACCUUUGCAGGCAUCCUCGUUCACAUGGACAACCUUCGCUGGGAGGGCGUCCCUUUCAUCCUGAUGUCCGGCAAAGCCUUGGAUGAGAGAGUGGGCUACGUUCGGCUCUUGUUCAAGAACCGGGCGUAUUGUGCCCAGAGCGAGAAGUACUGGGUCACAGACCAGAGCCAGUGCCUGCCUCGGCAGAUCGUCUUCUACAUCGGACACGGCGAGCUGGGCAGCCCUGCCGUGCUGGUCAGCAGGAACCUGUUCAGGCCCUCCCUCCCCUCCGAGAGCUGGAAGGAAGUGGAGGGCCAGCCCGGGCUCCGCCUUUUUGGCCGCCCUCUGUCCGAUUACUAUGCCUACAGCCCUGUGAGGGAGCAGGACGCCUACUCCAUCCUCAUAUCUCAUAUCUUCCACUGCCGCAAGGAUUCCUUUAUCACCACGGAGAACUUGCUGGCCUCCUGGGUCUUCUGGACUCCCUUGCUGGACAGCCUGGCCCACGAAGUCCCACGCCUCUACCCGGGAGGAGCUGAGAAUGGACACCUGUUGGACUUUGAGUUCAGUGGCAACCAAUUAUCCUUUUCCCAGCAGCAGCUGGAGCAGCUGGUGCCAGGGCCAGGUUCUGUGCCGAUGCCCAGUGACUUCCAGGUUCUCAGGGCCAAGUACCGAGAGAGCCCACUGAUCUCGGCCUGGCCCGAGGAGCUGAUCGCUAAGCUGGCCAACGACAUUGAGGCCACAGCUGUGCAGGCGGUGCGGCGCUUUGGCAAGUUCCACCUGGCACUCUCGGGUGGCUCAAGCCCCGUAGCCCUGUUCCAGCAGCUGGCCAUGGGGCACUACGGCUUCCCCUGGCCCCACACGCACCUGUGGCUGGUAGAUGAGCGCUGUGUCCCGCUCUGGGAUCCCGAGUCAAACUUCCAGGGCCUGCAGGCUCACCUGCUGCAGCACGUCAGGGUCCCCUACUACAACAUCCACCCCAUGCCCGUGCACCUGCACCAGCGGCUCUGCGCUGAGGAGGACCAGGGCGCCCAGCUCUACGCCAAGGAUAUCUCAGCCCUGGUAACCAACAGCAGCUUCGACCUGGUGCUGCUGGGCAUGGGCACCGAUGGGCACACAGCCUCCCUCUUCCCACAGUCGCCCACCGGCCUGGACGGCGAGCAGCUAGUGGUGCUGACCAAGAGCCCCUUCAGGCCGUACGAUCGCAUGAGCCUCAGCCUGCCCCUCAUCAACCGUGCCAGGAAGGUGGCAAUCCUGGUCAUGGGCAGGAUGAAGCGUGAGAUCACCAUGCUGGUGAGCCGCGUGGGCCACGAGCCCAAGAAGUGGCCCAUCUCUGGUGUCCUGCCUAUGUCUGGCCAGCUGGUGUGGUACAUGGACUACGAGGCAUUUCUGGGAUGAGGGCGCCGUCACCCUUUGCUCACCCCGUGCCUUCUUUCACCUGUCCUCUCCCUCCAUUCUUAGUCCUGCCACCUGCUCGAAAGCCCUGGCUCUCUGGAAUCUGAUGCCUCAGGGUCAGGGCCCCAGACAGGGAAAGCAGAGGGAGAGACGAGGCCCUAUCCCAAUCCCUUUGACAGUCCCUGUCUAGUUGUGAUGAGUAGACACAGAAACAAGGAAGAAAUGGAAUCUCUGCUCUUGAGAAGCUUCCAAUCUAAGUCAGGAGGGAAAUAUCCACCUUAAGAAGAGACCUGCAGCAGUUACACAUUAACAUCAACCAGCACAGAGUAAGACGGCAUGAGAGCUCCCAACUUGAGAAGGAAGCCUGGGGUGAGGUUAAUCAGGGGAGGGUUCCUUGAGGUGGUGAUCCUUGAACUGGCUCUUGAGGAGAAGAAGAGCAUGGACAGUAGAGAGAGGGGGGAGAACGGGCGUCCGUCGCUGCAGGGCCCCGUGCAGGGCAGGGUGCUGGAGCUGUCCGGAGCUUCGAGCUGCUUGAGCCCCUCCUUCCUCUGUCCGUCCCUCCUGAGCCCCUGAUGUUCAGCCUGCUGUCCUGUCCUCCACGUGCUGCCUCCACCUGCUCCAUGUCUCCGGGCUCCUUUCUACUCAGUCCCGAUGGUAGAGGUCUUCGUCUCCUCUCUGCUUCUUCACUGUCCUCAUAUUGUCCAUUUAUAGACAGAUGAAGGGUGAUAACGGUAACAGCAACAAAUACUAGGAUGUUAAAACAGUUCCAAGAAUCUGGCAACUGUCAGUGGAGCUCCCUUUCUCAUUAGAUGAACUUUUCUACACAGGGGUGGGGGGAGGCACUAGUUCCCUGGCUUCCUCGGGGAGGACCCCUGGCCCUGCCCUCGCUCUUUUCUCUAGCCAACUCCCUCCGUGUAACACACGGGGCAUCGAUGAUCUGGCCAUUCCAGGGAUCCCUCAGAAGAAGGUUCUUUACAUCUCAGGGGACUUCCCAGUGGAUGUUUCCGCUCUCAGUAUCCCCUCUUGUUUACCAGGAAAGAUCCAGUAUGGUGACAACUCAUUUGGGGAGAGACAUGUGACGUCAAGUGAGCUAAACCCUCCAGGUGCUCAGAUCAGACCAGACGGGAGCCGGGCCUCCUCGGCGGACCAGCUGCAGCUCACAGGCAGCAGUGGCUGCUCGCAGCCUUCUCAGGGACUUGGCCGAUUUGCAGUGCCAGGUUGGGGCAGGCUGCAGCCCGCCCUUCUCACACUGCCUCACGGCGGCAUUGAGCCUGCCAUCUCUCACUUCACUGCUCUGCACUGCCGAAGCUGUGGGGAAAACAAGCACGUAGCUUCUCUUUAAGAAUAGGUUGAGUACUCUGCUCCUGAGAAGCCAUGGGCCACUAAUACCUGUUUUCCUGAAACCAAGGGAGGUCUUUGAAGUUCUUAAAAAAAAAAAAAAAAAUCAAAGUUCUCAGGACACAUUUAAUUUUUAUUUCACCUUCCCGUGCCGUCGUGCCUCCAAGAUAUGAGUAAAGGAAUGGCAGAUUUUUCCAUGUAACUGCUCCGCCUGCCUUAUAGGCACACUUUGUAUCAGGCAGGUACGAGGGGUUGAUAUCACACAGAAGGCUUUCCUUGGUGAGGAGGAGCGUCACGAAAUUUAUUUCUCUACUUCUGAUUGUUUACACUUUCUUCAAGGCUAGAAUUUAAAAGAAUUGUUGCUUUCACAAGAUGUGCUCACGUGAAUGGGCGCCUGAGCCUGGGGCUCUCUGUCUGAAAGGCACUCUUGUUAAAAAUUCAGCUUCUUCCGGCCUCCAGAACAACUGGGUUGUUACCCAGUCCAGAGAGGACAUCUCUUUUUGUGCCAAGAGAGCUGACCUUGGCAGAACAGACCACCGUGCCAGGGUUGGGAAGCCUCCUCCCUUUCUAGGGGUCAGCGUUUCAGCUUUUUUGCAUCUGGUGGGCCGAUGCUCUGGAGCAGACACAGGUGGUUGCAGUCUCAGUGCCACGUGUGGCCACGUGGGGGCGCUCUUGCACCAUCCCUGCAGUCUCGACGUCUGACUGCGGAGGACUCUCCCCUGUGACAGGCUCCUAUGUUGUAUUCUUGCAUUUCCGUAUUCUGCCUGCCUAGUCCCUGGGCCCCCAGCACUCCCCUAUCUGUUUAGGAACUUCUUCCUCUGCAGCUGCAACACCAGAGAGAAAGGGACCCCCCACCCCAUGCCCAAGUAUCACUCCAGGAUAAAGGGCGAGCAGCCUCUGAUGUCACCGUUUCUGAGUAAUGGUGAGUCACUGUGGGCCUGAGCUGGAUGUCCUACUCUCAGAGGAGUGCCUUGCCUCAGAAUGCGCCCUUCAUCUGUAGAGAGUGUGGGGGUAGGCGUGGGGGCAGAAAGUGCCAAAGCUAAGAUUUCCAGAAUCCCGUGCUGUCUUAAAAUCACCUGGAGAAGUCUGCUGGGAGACACCAUCGAUGUUCCUCUGCUUCCCGCCCGUGCCCUGCGCUACGAGGGAGAGAGUCUCAGCACUGGGCCACCUAGGCCAGCAGUUUACAAACUCUUUAGAUCCUGAUCCACAGCAAGAAACACUUUACAUCACGAGUCAGUGCUCACAUUCGUGCUUAUAUCUGUCUCAAACGAAAGUUUCAUGAAGGAAUUCUUAGCCUUACAACAUGAGAUACCCUCUAUUUUCUCUUUUUCACAUUUAAAAAAAAUGUUGUUUGUAGUCUGCUAAAUUGGGUUGAUGCAUAGUUUGAAGAACACUGCUGUAAUCCAACUUCGCCUUGUUAUAUAAGCCAAGGACCCCGAGGCUUAGACGGGAGCCCGUGUGCCCAGCUCACACAGGGAAUUCGGGACUUGCAGGGGUGAUUGUGACGUGUCCUUUACAGAGGGGUUGAUAAGUACCAGGCUCGAUACUAAACGUUUUGCACUUGGUCUUGUCUUAUCCUUUCAACAUACUCUGAGGUAGAUGGAGGGAUCCUCAUUUACUGAUGAUUUUGAAACUGAAACUGAAGUUGUCUGAUGGCAACAGGCCAGUUGUUCUAAGCCAGGCUUAGAACCCAGGUCUUCAGGAUGCUAGACAUGUGCUCCCAGCCACCUACAGUGCCACCUUCCAGGGAGCCUGUGAGUGCCGGUGCCACGGUGGUUACCCAGAGCCCAGCUUCCCUGAGGGGGGGGGGGAACUUCAGGUCAGAAGCCCCUGUGCACUUGUAAAAGGCAGAAGGGCCCCUCCUUCGGGAGACCUCAUCAAAUGAGCGUCUCUAGAGCAGCAUUAUUACCAUUUGUUGUAGGGAAAGAAUUGAGGGACUUUCCAGGUUGUUGUAAGCUAGAUUCUGAUUUUGAUUUAGAAGCAAAGUUUUCUGCUAACCACAAGUUGAAAUAGUCUUGUUUUGUUGAUCUUCCCUGCUUCUUGUUUCUCUGUAGACAGUGCUUUAUUCCCACUCUUGGGCCUCCAGUUUAGCAGCAUAACCAGAGCUUUCUGCCAGUGGACUAAUAUUUCAGAAUUCCCCCUCCAGGGUUGUCAUUACAGAAUGUGCAGGCUUGGUCUCCCUGGUCCGGGGGCUCCCUCCUGCUUUGCCUUGCUCCCUCCUUUCCCUGUUUGUGCAGAGAGCCCAGGCAGAGAGCUGGGGACUGUGGCAGAGAAAGGAAGGGAGAAGCUUCCACAAAAGAGGUAGUUCCCUACAAUUUAGUUUUUAGGAACAAAAAUUUUUUUCUACGAAAACAUAUGCAGCUUCACCUAAGCAGCUUCUGCAUCAGCUUUACCCGGGUUUAUUUUCAUCUUAAGCAGAUGGGGCCCUGCAGACCUUGGUCCCCUGGUAGAGAAGCUACCUGGCAUCAUGUCAGUGUCAGAGAAUGAACCAGUCACAGGAAAGGCCGGUGGUGGCACAAGGGUGAGAUGGCCAUGGCAGGCCAACAUGAUCAGCACCCACCUGCCCCGCAAAAGACAGACUCCAGAGGGGGCCAGGGCCUUGAGAAGGCUGCUGCCGCCGGCAUCACAGGCGUCAGGCCCACGAGGCACGUCCGCCCUGGCUGUGCGCUUGCUGAACUGAGGAAGGUCUGUCUGCUGCAGUGUCCCCCUCCCCACAACUCCCCUACAGCCUCGGUGCUGCAGCCCGUGCUCAGGUGCUGCUCGCUUUGUUCAGGGCGCAUUUCUGUGGGGAAGAGAGAGUUCCUCCCACCUCGUCAGCAUUUGGCAGCUGAUCAGACCCGAGGGCAUCUGGACCGGUCAGGUCGAGGUAAGGACGGCUCAGGUGGUGUUGCCCAGCCCUCGGGGGCUCUGAGCACUUGAAUUGCUGUAGUUGGAGGUGCAUAGUUGGAAGUGCCGGUUUAUUCCUUUAAUAGUCCUGCCUGCUCUCAUCCCGCCUGCGAAUGUCAGCCCGGGCGUCAAUCUCUGGUCCUAUGUCCAUCGUUCGUUGCUCGCUUGGGGGGUUUGAGUUGGGUGCUGGCAUGUUGUUUGUUUCUUAGCCACAUGCUGUGGCAUGAAAUAAAACCCCUUCCUGCCCUUUCUGCUCCUGAGCAGAACGCCGCCUCCCGUUUAGAUCAGCUCCCCGUACACAGCAUGAAGCGAGUGGGAACCCAAAUCAGCAUGUGUUCUUGGAAGCCGUGCGAUCGCAGGUGUCUUCCAGGAGCAUCCACGGACCCUUCUCCAGAGGCGUGCGCUCCAGACCUCCUCCAGUCAGCAGCUCGAGGUGGGGCGUGAGUGAGAAACUGAGGAUUCCUCAGCUCAGUGCUAAGCAAGGUGCAAACUUACUAAUGCUGUCAUCAGCGCAAGGCAGAAACAGCAAGAGGUUUGAGGAGGCAUUUCUGAAAUUAUAGCAAGCUGGAGGAAAAUGAUCCCUUUGAUGAGGCUUCCUCUCCAGCCGAUUUCAGGAGUGCAUCUGUUUGCAAAGCAAGUCCCUGGGGAUGUGUAUGUCUGUGUGUGACCCGUAGCUGGGAAAGGGCAGAGAUCUAAAUCAGUUAUGCUACUGCUUAUUUGAUUCUCAAGGAUGGUCUUUGUUAAGACCUGCAUCUCUUCUCUGCAUCUUUUCUGUCCCUCUGGCGUGGGGAGGUAAACACAGUUUCGUUUGCUGAAAGCUGUAUGGAAUAUAUUUGAACGGCUAGUAGUUAGCCUUGAAAGUGGAAAUAAACAGAACUACAGAAAUAUGUCAGUUUGGGUCCUUAGCUGUACCCCCCACAGAAGUCUAGAAGGGUCAGUUAUAAAACAUUAUGAGGUACAUAACUAUGAAAGGAAGGGACCCUGGAUUAGCUGGUAAUCGAGGACCCAGUUUGCAUCCACUUCUCUGAGAUGUGACCUGUACGGUCUGUUCAUCCCAGUCCCGUCCAUUUGGAAGAACAGGGGUGAGAGCAGACACAGCAGGGCCUCUGCUGGGUCCACAAGCUGUUACUGCCCGUGCCUGAGUGAAGGGCUUGGUUUCCAGCCGGGAAGGCCAAGUUGGUAUGGUGCUUAAGGGCUGUGGCCAGCAAGAGACUAGAUGGGGGUUGUGGGGACAGCCCUGAAAUCAGGAUGUGUUGCAAUCUAGAUCGUAUCCCUGCAUUCUCUGUCCCAUGCUGGGAGACUCAGGACUGGGCUUCUGUCAGGCCAGGAGAAGAGAGACGGGGAAACUCCUUUCUCAGAGGGACCGUCUGUUCCCUUGUACGGUGGGGAGACAGAGGGCAUGAAAACCACCCCCUGCCAAGCAGCAAGAAUGUGCCCUGCCUUUUUGCAGUGAGAAAAACUGCCCCUGGUUUUUAUGGAAAUCUCUGACACUUAAAGAUGCCUCAGACAUCUGAAUGCCUCUGAAUGAGACACAUUCAGAGCAGAGUUUUUAAAAUGCAUUUUGGUAUAUCAAAUGUAACAUUUAUUUUUUAAACAAUAAAAUUGUUUUGCCAAAA
Diceros bicornis minor is the source of this 8786-nucleotide messenger RNA. RefSeq names its product hexose-6-phosphate dehydrogenase/glucose 1-dehydrogenase (gene H6PD). Gene Ontology annotation, cellular component: endoplasmic reticulum. The coding region runs from base 580 to 2949 and encodes 789 amino acids. Gene Ontology annotation, molecular function: 6-phosphogluconolactonase activity; glucose-6-phosphate dehydrogenase activity; NADP binding. Gene Ontology annotation, biological process: pentose-phosphate shunt, oxidative branch; glucose metabolic process; pentose-phosphate shunt. The record is from RefSeq and is a predicted model, not a curated record. The transcript is spliced from 5 exons. Lineage: Eukaryota; Metazoa; Chordata; Mammalia; Perissodactyla; Rhinocerotidae.